UUUUUUCUCUUUCAAUCCUUCUUUCUUCUUCUCUAUCUUUUUUGUUUUUGGGGAGCUAAGCUAAAAUACAUAUAUACAGAGAGAAAUCGCCGAUAUAAAAAAUCCAACUUUUGGUUUCUUCUUUUUUUAGCACCGGCGAAAUCUCUCUCUCUCAUCCUUCUUCUUCUUUCUCUCUUCUCUCUCUCUCUCUCUCUCACUAGUGUUGUUGUUUUACAAUACAGCUUUGGGCUCCUCUCUCUCUCUCUCUCUCUCUCUCUCUCUCUCUUCUACAGAAGAAGAAGCCUUUCCAUUGGUUUUGGUUUCCUCCCCUCCUCAGCUGCUGCGCUCUUUUGAUUUUUUUUUUUGUUUUUUUUUUCGAGGCCUUAUCUCUUUUUUUUUGGGUGACGACGGGAAGGGGGGAGGGGGAAUCUGGAGUUUGGGGGAUUAAAAAGGGAAGGUUACUCUUAUGCGAUUCUUCUGGAUAACUUGAUGCCGCAGGAUCACGCAUCGUGGGAUCGGAAAGAGCUCUUGAGGCAGAGGAAACACGAUAGGCCUGAACCAUCUUCUUUUGAUUCGCCUUUUCGAUGGAGGGAUUCUCCUUCUUCUACUCCUUCUUCUCACCAUGUUCCCCGCGAGUUUUCUCGCUGGGGAUCUGGUGACUUCCGCCGGCCUUCUUCUUCUUCUUCUUCUUCUUGUCAUGGUAAGCAGGGUGGACGGCACCAGUUUGCGGAGGAGAGUAGUCAUGGAUACACAUCUUCUCGGUCCAGUGCCCGUAUUUUUGACAAUGAUUACUAUAGGCCAUCUGCAUCACGUGGAGACUGGAGAUAUACCAGGAAUUGCAGGGAUGAUAGAGUUUCUGUAAGCCAGAAGGAAUGGAAAUGCAAUACAUGGGAGAUGAGCAACGGAUCUUCUAGAAGUUUUGAGAGGCCAUUUGGUAUUAGAAAUGGUCGGAGGUCAGUUGAUGAAAGGCCGCUACACGCUUCUGAUACUCAUACUACUGCCGUGAACUCUUUCGAUCCAACCAACUCUGCUCAUCAGCCGGACCCUAUGGCCUAUACCCCAGUACGGUCACUUAAGUUUAAAAGUGAGCAGAAAUUUUCAGAUCAAAGGCUAUCACUUCCUUCAGAUCCCCAUUCUGACUGUGUUAGCUUGUUUGAACGGCCAUCUUCGGAGAACAAUUAUGGCAAUAAGGUUUGUUCUCCAGCAAAGCAAUGCAACGAUUUGAUGUAUGGUCGAAGGAUAGCUAAUGAUAAUUCAUUAGAUCCCCCAAUCCUCAAUGCAGAGCUGGAGGGGUCUUGGGAACAGCCUCAUCUGAAAGACCCGCAAGAAGAUAAUAGGUUACAUGGUAUCAGUGAUUUAGACGGUGCUAGGAAAUGUGCAAAGGAGAGUGCUCUGGGAGCGAUUGGGAAACUUCCACUGUGGAACAGUUCGGGGAGUUUUGCAUCUCAGAGUUCCGGUUUUAGUCAUUCAAGUAGCUUAAAAAGCUUGGGGGCUGUUGACUCCAGUGAUCGGAAGACUGAGGCUCUUCCUAAAACUGUUACUGUGACUCAAUCUUCUUCAGGAGAUGCUACUGCCUGUGCCACAACUACUCAUCUUUCUGAGGAGAUGAGUUCUAGAAAGAAACAACGUCUCGGGUGGGGUGAGGGCCUUGCAAAAUAUGAGAAAAAGAGAGUUGAUGUUAACACAAAUGAAGAUGGAACAACAUUGUUGGAGAACGGUUCAGAGGAACUGCAUUCUUUGAACAAAAAUAUUGCUGAUAAAAGUCCUACAGCAGCCACUGUUCCAGAUUAUGGUUCACCUACAACUCCAUCCUCUGUAGCUUGCAGUUCAUCACCAGGGUUUGCAGAUAAAUCAUCUGCGAAGGCGGCUAUAGCUGGUUGUGAUGUCAGUGACAUGUGCCGUUCACCUAGUCCCGUGUCUAGUUUUCACCUUGAACAAUUUCCAAUCAAUAUAGAGGAGCUCGAUAACAUCUUAAUGGAACGUUUUGGCUGUUUGCUCAAUGAGUUGCUUUGCACUGAUGAUCCUGGUACAGGGGAUUCCAGUUCUGUCCAAUUGACAUCAAUGAACAGAUUACUUUCCUGGAAAAGUGAAAUUUUGAAAGCUGUGGAGAUGACUGAAUCGGAAAUUGAUCUCCUUGAAAACAAACAUAGGGCACUAAAGCUUGAAGGUGAAAGACACUGCCAUGUUGUUGGACCCAGUUCACACUUUUGUGAGGGAGAUGCAAAUGUGCCCAAGGAGAAGGAAGCUUCUUGUAUUUUAGGUCCUAAGGUAGCAGCUCCCUCUGUUGCUGAAACACUGGUGAGAUCUCCUGUUCAUCAGUCCGGUUUAGCCAAGGUUCCUGUGGAUGUUUUUGAAGAUAAUCCUGGAGAAGUUAAAUCCCUAUCCCAAUCUUUUGCCACUGUCGAAAGCAAUGAAGAUUUACUGCCCAUGACGUCUAUGAAGGCAGCUGCUUCUUCCAAAGAGAUUAACACACCUGCUUUUGUCAGUCAGGAAACUAUUGAGCUCUCUGCUGCUGCUGAUAGCAUGGCCUCCAAUGAGGACUUACUCUGUGCUACGUUGUAUUCUUCCAAUAAGAAAUAUGCCUGUGAAUCUUCUGGAGUAUUCAAUGAAUUGCUUCCAAGAAAUUUCUGUUCGUUUGAUGACUCAAGAUUCCCUAGCAUAUGUCAGACGCAGUUUGAUUCUCAUGUCAAAGAAAAAAUUGCAGAUAGGGUAGAGCUUUUGCGAGCUCGGGAGAAAAUUUUGCUCCUUCAGUUUAAAGCGUUUCAGCUCUCAUGGAAGAAAGAUUUGCAUCAGCUAGCGUCAACAAAGUACCAAUCAAAGUCUAGCAAAAAAACAGAACUAUAUCCGAAUGCAAAAAAUGGAGGAUAUCUGAAGCUUCCCCAACCUGUACGCCUGAGGUUCUCUUCUUCAGCUCCAAGAAGGGAUAGUGUAGUCCCCACAACUGAACUUGUAAGUUAUAUGGAAAAGCUACUUCCGGGUACCCAUCUAAAGCCUAUUAGAGACAUUUUGAGAAUGCCUGCUAUGAUUUUGGAUGAGAAAGAGAGGGUGAUGUCGAGGUUUAUCUCUAGCAAUGGACUGGUUGAAGAUCCAUGUGACGUUGAGAAGGAAAGAACAAUGAUUAAUCCUUGGACCUCAGAGGAGAAAGAGAUAUUUCUCAAAAUGCUAGCAUUGCAUGGGAAGGAUUUCAAGAAGAUUGCUUCAUAUCUUAAACAAAAGACAACUGCGGACUGUAUUGAUUACUACUACAAAAAUCACAAGUCUGAUUGUUUUGGGAAAAUAAAGAAGCAGCGUGCUUAUGGUAAGGAAGGGAAGCAUACCUACAUGUUGGCGCCACGGAAAAAGUGGAAACGUGAAAUGGGGGCUGCCUCUCUUGAUCUUUUAGGGGCUGUCUCCGUUGUAGCAGCAAACGCGGGAAAGGAUGCACCAACAAGGCCGAUCACUUCCAAAAGGAUCACCCUUAGAGGUUGCAGCAGUUCUAAUUCAUUGCAGCACGAUGGAAAUAACUCUGAAGGUUGCUCCUACAGUUUUGAUUUCCCUCGUAAGAGAACUGUUGGUGCAGAUGUUUUAGCUGUUGGUCCUUUGUCAUCAGAGCAAAUAAAUUCUUGUUUAAGGACUUCCGUGAGCUCGAGAGAGAGGUGUAUGGAUCAUCUGAAGUUUAACCCUGUUGUGAAGAAACCUCGGAUAUCUCAUACUCUACAUAAUGAGAACAGCAAUGAAGAAGAUGACUCAUGUUCGGAAGAGAGCUGUGGGGAAACGGGUCCUAUUCAUUGGACAGAUGAUGAGAGGUCUGCCUUUAUACAGGGGUUUUCGUUAUUUGGCAAGAAUUUUGCUUCAAUAUCGAGGUAUGUCGGAUCAAGGUCUCCGGAUCAGUGUAGGGUUUUUUUUAGCAAAGUUCGGAAAUGUCUUGGGUUGGAAUUUAUACAGUCUGGAUCUGGAAAUGUAAGCACAUCUGUAAGUGUUGAUAAUGGCAAUGAGGGUGGUGGAAGCGAUUUGGAAGAUCCUUGUCCUAUAGAGAGUAACUCUGGCAUAUGCACAAAGAUGGAUAUGAAUUCUCCUACAUCACCUUUUAAUAUGAAUCAGGAUGGUGCUAAUCAUUCAGGCUCUGCAAAUGUGAAAGCCGACCUUAGUAGAUCAGAGCAAGAGAAUGGGUUGACAUAUAUGCAAGACGGUAGUAAUCCCGUGAACAAUGCAUAUAUCAAUGGUGGUUUACCGGGUCUAAUUUCAGAAUCUUGCAGAGAUUUGGUAGACAUUAAUACUGUUGAGAGCCAGUCUCAGGCUGCCGGGAAAAGCAAGAGCAAUGACCUACUGUCAAUGGAAAUUGAUGAAGGAGUGUUAACAUCUGUUGCUGUAUAUUCUGAGCCAUUGUAUUGUGGCCUAAGUGUUCUUUCCAAUGUUAUUGUGGAAACCCCUGCAGAAAGCUCACGAAAGGGCUCAGGAGAUCAAGGCUCUGCAAUCCCUAAACUUAGUUCAAAGAAUCAGGAUGGAGUGAUGCAAGCUGCAAAUAAAACCAAAAAUUCUGGCCUUGAACCUGAAAGUGCACCUUCAGGUUUCAAGUACCCUGAGUGUCUGCACCAUGUUCCGAUUGAGGUGUGUACAGAAAACCCUAUAGGUGUCAGUGUACGACGAGGAAAUCCAAAUUGCCAUACAGAGGGCAAAUCUGGACAUUCUCUUGUUGGACAAGCUGUCGAAACACAUGACUUGGGUUGGCAGUCUUCCAAGGACAAUCUGGAAUUCGAUCGGCAACUUCAGGUGAUAGGAGAUGUAAACCCUGAGCAGAAUGGUCAUCUAAAUGCAAACUAUGCGGAAUCUUGUCAAAUUCCCCAGAGAUCAGUCAUCCAAGUUCCGAGCAGGAUAAGUAGGUCAAAAUCUGAUUUGAUUGUGAAAGCCCAACGUACAGGUGAAGGUUUCUCACUCAACAAAUGUACUAGUUCAGCUCCUAAUCCUCUGGCAGUAUCCCAUAAAGAGGGCAGAUCUGGUCAUAGCAGGAGCCAUUCGUUUAGUUUGUCUGAUACUGAGAGACUCGAUAAGAAUGGUGAUGUGAAGCUGUUUGGUACAGUACUUACUGCUGAUGAGAAUGGAAUAAAACAAAAACACAAUCCUUGUGGAAGUGUCAGGUCAUCAUCAACCUUGAGCAGAGACCAUGAUACAAGACAUCAUUGCAUUAAUCAGCAACACCUUCAGAAUGUUCCUAUUACGAGCUACGGUUUUUGGGAUGGCAACAGAAUUCAAACCGGGCUCACAUCUUUGCCGGAGUCAGCCAAGUUGCUUGCAAGUUGCCCUGAAGCAUUUUCCUCGCAUCUUAAGCAGCAAGUUGGUAAAGAGAUUCGGCUGGAUGUUAAUGGUGGUGGAAUUUUGAGCUUUGGGAAGCUUAACGAAGAUAGAGCAGAGGCCUCAAGUGCUAAGGAUGGAGGUAACAUAGGAGGGGUAAAUGGUGUAGCAGAGGCAGCCACGUGAUUUAAAAGCUUCUUAGGGUCAUGAUUAGUUUGUUUUGGAGGAUUGGCAUAUUCUUUGUUUUGUCCAUCCUAUCUGUAUUAUAUCUCUUUUAACAUCUUUUUUUUUUUUUUUAAUUUAGAAUGUCAGUUAAUAUAGGCAACUUUUUUUUUGGGUUCAGCUUAAGUUAGGUGCCUGCAGAAAAAAUUCAUAGCUGAUGUUUGUAUUUGUAAUAUUGCUGAUAAUAACAGAGUCUAAGAGCUAGGCUUAGCUCUCUGUAUGUUUUUCAAGAAGGAUAACACUUGAUGAACAAGCAUGUCUAAUGUUGUACAGUGAAAGAUUAAUUCAACUUAACUUGCAGGA
Camelina sativa (false flax) is the source of this 5772-nucleotide messenger RNA. RefSeq lists its product as uncharacterized. Lineage: Eukaryota; Viridiplantae; Streptophyta; Magnoliopsida; Brassicales; Brassicaceae. The record is from RefSeq and is a predicted model, not a curated record.